Molecule: messenger RNA, 2806 nt
Organism: Carassius auratus (goldfish)
Lineage: Eukaryota; Metazoa; Chordata; Actinopteri; Cypriniformes; Cyprinidae
Product: tribbles homolog 2-like
Exons: 4
Coding region: 837-1880 (347 amino acids)
Biological process (GO): regulation of MAP kinase activity; protein phosphorylation; positive regulation of proteasomal ubiquitin-dependent protein catabolic process
Cellular component (GO): nucleus
Molecular function (GO): ATP binding; mitogen-activated protein kinase kinase binding; protein kinase activity
Source: RefSeq, a predicted model, not a curated record
CAGGCUGGUGUAACACACGGAGCAUAUUAGACGUGCCCAGCCGAAGUGAGAUUACAGUCAGACGGUCAGGCUGAGGGUCCACGUCUGAUUUGUGAUCACAUUACUAAAAGGACCUUUAAUUUCGGCAGCAACAAAAGACCAACUAAAGGACUACUUUUUCAUUUCUGUGCUGUCACCAUUUAGGUCGCGUCCUCUAGUUAAACUUUCUUUGGACAAUUUAUUGUGUGUAGUAUCGCUGAACUUAGAGUUAAGUGCAUCCAACAACGUUUUAUCAAGUUUCAUUUGUCCGGUACUCGCCGUGAAAGAUCUAAAACUAUAUCCGACCUCCAAAGGACGUUAUUACGUAUAUACCAACAGUGAGAAUCAAGAUCCAAGGAAAUAUUAUCCAUGCAGGACGCGUUCAUUUAGCGGGAAUAAGGAACAAAGACAUUCGUGCCAACAACUGAAGAUCUCUUGGUGUUGCCGCCAGACUCACAAGUAUCAAUUUGCUCAGUCUCCAGGACAAAGAAAAGGACAGAAUACGGAUGGGAAAACUCUAAACGUGCACGAAUAACUGCAAAACACUUUGAAGCCGGGGAUACUUUUCAGAUCACCUACUGUACAAGGCACGCGCCUCCUUUCAAACUGACUCAUAUUUAUUCUGCAUUCACUGGAGACGACAUUUUCAUUUAUAUUCUGAGACCUAACUACAGCUGACCGUUUCCCAGAGUUCAUUUCAUAAUAUUUGAAUUUUCCCCCGGUGGAAAUGUUCUCUGACAAGUAGACACAACUAAGUGCGCCUGUAGUUUUCAUUGUUCUGUUUUGGAGAGGAUCGGGUCCUUUGUCUGAGCAGCGAGAUGAGUAUGAAUCUGUCAACCCCUACACCUCCACUGCGACUGAAGCGAGUAGACUUUGAGGACUCUCACAACACCGAUACUUUCAAAUGCAAGCGCCGCAGACUCAGCCAGCCUCCAUCCCCGGGUCUCGCGCCCUGUCUUCGCCCCCUGUCCCAGAGCCCUGAGCAGCCGGGGCCAGAGAAGCACCACGUCUCACGUAUUGGGCCCUACAUCCUGCUGGAGGCCACAGAAGGAGCUCAGACGUUCCGAGCGGUUCAUCAGGUCACCGAGCAGGAGUACACAUGCAAGGUGUUUUCCAUUAAGAAAUAUCAUGAGUUCAUCGCACCCUACACACGUCUGCUUCCACACAGCAACAUCUGCAAGAUCUCAGAGAUGGUGCUCGGGGAGGCCAACGUGUACAUAUUCUUCGAGCGUAACUAUGGAGACAUGCACUCAUACGUGCGCACCUGCAAGAGGCUGCAGGAGGAUGAGGCAGUUCGCCUGUUUGGCCAGAUGGCAGCCGCGGUCGCGCACUGUCAUGAGAACGGCGUCAUUUUAAGAGACCUUAAACUGCGCAAGUUCGUGUUCACUGAUCCACAGAGAACAAAGCUGGUCUUGCAAAACCUGGAGGACUCCUGUCUUCUUAACGGGAAUGACGAUUCGCUGACGGACAAACAUGGCUGCCCGGCCUACGUCGGCCCAGAGAUCUUAAACUCACGGCACUCGUACUCAGGGAAGGCUGCCGACGUAUGGAGCCUUGGCGUGGUUCUCUACACCAUGCUAGUAGGACGUUAUCCAUUUCAGGACGUGGAACCCACAGCACUGUUCAGCAAAAUUCGCAGGGGUGCGUUCACCAUCCCAGAGACUCUUUCACCCAGGGCUAAGUCACUGGUGUGUUGCAUGUUGAGGAAGACUCCCUCAGAGAGGCUUGAGGCUGGAGAUGUACUCUUCCACCCGUGGCUCCACUGUAAUAACAACGUAUCCCUCAACCAGCACUCCAGCACCAGACACUCGACAGAUCAGUUGGUGCCUGAUUUUGAACCAAAUGAGAAUGAAGAUUGUUAAUGAACUGCUUCAUUCGGUUUACCCACAAUCAGGGGGAUUGGACUCUAUGGAGGAAGAGAGAUUGCCUCGCAAGGUAUGCUGAGGUGUUCGUGAUGGGCCAGAGACUGACCUUGUAGUCUUUACAGACCGAAGUAACGUUUUUUUACCUCUGAAAAUAUCCAUUUGUGAUCUCUCCAAGAAAAUGACACCGGAGGACAAAAAAAUGCUGCUUUCCUAGCAGACGUUCCACCUUGGUUCCUGAAAGAAAGUCAUGAGGCUCGUGCACACUAUUUUAACAUCAGUAUUGUCUAAUCAGUGCAUGGAUUUCCCAUUGUACAACCAUGUUGUGUAAAUUAAAGUACCUCUAACUUAAUUCCUGGUAUACUUGAUGCACACUUUGUGCCUUUAUGUACUGUUUACAUAUUUUUGCAGUGGAAAACACAGACUAUUUAAAGUGCCUUUUUUUUCCAGAAAAACAGCCAAUGUUGUUGGACUUGUUGAAGUACCAAAGAUUUGAGUUUUUCCUCCCACAGUCUGAGCGUGUGUUACUGCAACGGGUCAGCACGAGUGCACAGAAUUCAAAAGGGUUCUCUUUUGUAAAUGUCUUUCCAUCUGUUAAUCUAUGUAUGUGUGCUGUAGAGCAGGUUUAACCCUGAAGGGAUGUAGGGCAAAUCAUGUGCCACAGGAAUCAUCCACAUGAUUUAGAGAUGUGCCCGUUGAGCGAAACAAAGGCUUUACAUGCGUUAUCGUUUGUGAUGCCUGCAUGCAAUGCUUUCACCCCUUUUUCGUUAAAGUACCUGUCAUUUUGUAGAUAUCUUUUUGUUACUAGCGAGAAGUGGACACUACAUUCAUUGUUGUUUCAAAGGUUGACGUACCUACAAAUAAGUAUUUUGUUGUUGCCAGUACAAAUAAAAUGAAAAAAAAAAUCAAAUAAAAUCAAGACUGCA